Molecule: messenger RNA, 2791 nt
Organism: Frieseomelitta varia
Lineage: Eukaryota; Metazoa; Arthropoda; Insecta; Hymenoptera; Apidae
Product: cyclic nucleotide-gated cation channel alpha-3-like
Exons: 13
Biological process (GO): monoatomic cation transmembrane transport
Cellular component (GO): plasma membrane; intracellular cyclic nucleotide activated cation channel complex
Molecular function (GO): intracellularly cAMP-activated cation channel activity; intracellularly cGMP-activated cation channel activity; protein-containing complex binding
Source: RefSeq, a predicted model, not a curated record
UCAUAAUCACAGGAAGUGGCGGCGGGGGUAGAGACCGGUACAGCGGCGGUUCCGCCUCCGCUCUGAGCUGCGGGGGUGAGAAGUACCGCGAGGACAAGCAAGGGAGGAUGUUCGAUGGGAAGACGAUGAUCAGAAGGGAGAAAGAAGAGGACACGAAGAGCGCGGACAACGUGUCGAGGGGUGCGAUACCUUCCAGGCAGAGUCUCUUGGAACUGGUCAGCAGUAAAUGCAUGAGCCGCCACACGCCUACGCAUCAUUAUUAUCAUCAGCAACAGCAGGUGUAUUCGGUGCCGCAGCGGUAUUUCAGCUCGUCCCGCGACUCGCUUCAAGGGGCUUAUGUGAAUCGUGGCGCGAGUGAAUUCGACCUAAGCCGCAAGCCGAAGAGGAGGGACCAGCUCAGGGGUAGAUUCAAACUGCCGUACACGGUGGCGCUCACGCCUUCGCGCGACCAAUCGCACCUGCACACCCCCGCAUCCGUCAAUCAUCUGAGCCAGAGCAGCUGCAACGGCACCGAGACGAGAUAUACGGUCCAGCAGCAACAGCAACAACGCGGUAGCAGAGGCUAUCCUGGACAAGCGGGAACAAAGGGUUUUCGUACGGGUGCUCCUAAUUGGUCCUUCAUCUUCGAUCCCGCGGGACGUCUCUGUUAUUACUGGUCGAUGGUGGUCUCCCUUGCCUUUCUCUACAACUUCUGGGUCAUCAUCUACAGGUUCGCCUUCCAAGAGAUAAACGGGGAAACGCGUUGGGUGUGGUUCUGCUUGGAUUACUUCUCCGAUUUUUUAUACGUACUGGACAUAGUAUUUCACAUUCGAACGGGAUACUUAGAGGACGGUGUCUUACAAACAGACGCGACGAAGCUGCGAAAUCACUACACAAACAGUACUACGUUUUACAUGGACAUCCUGUGCCUGCUGCCUCUCGACUUUUUAUACUUAUCUAUAGGAUUCAACAGUAUACUUCGAAGUUUUAGGCUCGUAAAAAUAUAUCGGUUCUGGGCGUUCAUGGACAGAACCGAGCGACAUACCAACUAUCCGAAUUUAUUCCGCUCCACAUCCUUGAUACAUUAUUUACUGGUGAUCUUUCACUGGAACGGGUGCCUCUAUCACAUUAUUUAUAAGAACAACGGCUUCGGCAGUAAGAACUGGGUAUUCAGCGACUCGGAGACCGCGGACGUUGUGAAACAAUAUUUGCAGAGCUACUACUGGUGCACGCUGGCCCUCACCACCAUCGGCGAUCUCCCCAGACCGAGAAGCAAGGGCGAGUAUUUGUUUGUGAUAGCUCAGCUGCUGUUUGGUCUGCUGCUGUUCGCCACGGUGCUCGGACACGUGGCCAACAUCGUAACAUCCGUCAGCGCGGCCAGGAAGGAAUUCCAGGCGAAACUAGAUGGGGUGAAAACGUACAUGAGAAUGAGAAGAGUGCCAAAGCAUUUACAGGUGAAGGUGAUCAAAUGGUUCGACUAUCUUUGGUUAACGCAAAAAUGCUCAGACGAGGAGAAAGCUGUCAGUUGUCUUCCCGACAAACUGAAGGCCGAAAUCGCGAUAAACGUGCAUCUGGACACGCUGCGGAGGGUGGAGAUCUUCCAGAACACCGAGGCUGGCUUCCUUUGCGAGCUCGUGCUGAGACUGCGACCGGUUCUCUUCUCACCUGGCGACUACAUUUGUCGCAAAGGUGAGGUAGGCAAGGAGAUGUACAUAGUGAACAGAGGCAGACUGCAAGUGGUGGCCGAUAACGGGAAGACAGUGCUCGCCACCCUUAAGGCCGGUUCAUACUUCGGGGAGAUCAGCAUUCUCAAUAUGAGGACUGCAGGUAAAGAGUGCGGUAACCGACGAACAGCCAGCGUGCGAUCGGUGGGCUACUCGGACCUGUUCGUCCUCAGCAAGAAGGACAUGUGGGACGUUCUCAAGGAAUAUCCUGCGGCCAGGAUCAGGCUGGAAGCGAUCGCGGUGAAGAGGCUGGAGAAAUACAAGAGGGCCCCUCUCGAGAAAGCUGCAAUGGGACGAUGUCAAAGCACGCCAGGACUCGUGGAGUCACGAGGUCGUAUACCAUUGGAGGAGAUGUGGGUUUCACCGGUGGACACAAAGUCCACUCACGCGUACUCGGCUGGCCACUCGUUGUUCUCCCCCAGCCCGAGUCCCGUGACGUCGCGCGGUUUGCCCAGCACCGGGAACAAUGUCAACGCGAACAACGUUGCGAGGAGCAUGGAUAGUCCGAUGAGUGCCACCAGCAGCGGCCACAGCAGCGAGGAUCAAACCGCCAGGGCACCACAAUCCGCGACCGCACAGCCCUCCGCCGGCAGACAAUCCACCCACUCUGGCAUGACCAGCAGCAUGACUCAAUUAGUCGAAGGUGCCACGCCACUUUUAGGCACUAACGAAGCUUUAUUGGCCGAAAUUAAACGUCUCCGUGAACGUCUAAUUUGUUUGGAGUCUGAAAACGCAGCAAUGAGCGCCAAACUAAAUCAACAACAGUGGGAAGUAGAGAAUCGAUUGGCUGAAAUUGAGAUGCAGAUUUGCGGUGCUAGCUCGUCUUCCAGCUUAGAAGAUAACAAUGAAAGAAAUCGAGAAAGUAUCAUUUAACAAGAAACAAGGCCGCGAGAGCGCGGCAAAACAAAGAUAGCGCGAAUACGACACUAUUUGGCUGACGCUACAGACGAUAGAUAUGCAGCAGAUGACAAGGAAGAGCCUGAAGGAGCUAGAAUCUCUGGUAGAUCCAGCGACACAAAAUCAAUUGGUAGCCUCAGUCAACAUUUCUUUGAAAGUGACGAAGAUGAGAAAUAUUAUGGCACUUGUAA